AUGAUGUCUGAUGAAUACUUGGUGGAGUGCAAAAUAGACGAUGAUGAUGACAGUGACAAUGACUAUGAUAAAGAUGUGAUGAAGAUCCACACCACACCAACUCCACCACCACAGUUCUGCUCCAGCUCCCAAGUGUCCAUAAGCCAUUGUGAAACCAGAGACCCCUAUGGGAUCAACAAUCACUUGAAGAUGGAGUUUAGUGAUGUUUUGGCAGAGCCAGCCUCUCCACACAGUUAUGAACGUGUUUGGGUGUACAGUAGCAUUGGGUUUGAAUCAGCACGAAUCUGGAGUUAUCGUUGCCUCACGACACUUUUUGCAGUCCCAGUUUCCUUCCUUUCUGGCUGUCUUUUUGCACUGCUGGCCUGCCUACACAUCUGGUGUGUGAUGCCCUGUGUACAGGUGUGCCAUACCUGUUUACCCUGUGUGCGGUCCCUAUGGAGGAGUGUGGUGAAUAUCUUCAUCAUGCCAGUCUGCAUGUCUGCUGCUCACUGUUGUAGUGGAAUACAUGUAUUAUUCUCUAAUGAAUGA
This is a messenger RNA of Tachysurus vachellii, 528 nucleotides long. It is a transcript of the gene cav4b, whose product is annotated as caveolin 4b. The transcript has 3 exons. Gene Ontology annotation, biological process: caveola assembly. The record is from RefSeq and is a predicted model, not a curated record. Gene Ontology annotation, cellular component: caveola. Gene Ontology annotation, molecular function: molecular adaptor activity. NCBI's taxonomy places the organism in Eukaryota, Metazoa, Chordata, Actinopteri, Siluriformes, Bagridae. Bases 1 to 528 code for a protein of 175 amino acids.